Messenger RNA from Cuscuta epithymum, 3481 nucleotides. NCBI's taxonomy places the organism in Eukaryota, Viridiplantae, Streptophyta, Magnoliopsida, Solanales, Convolvulaceae. The record is from the annotation of a GenBank genome assembly.
CCUACCAUCAUUUCAUUCGCACUCUCUCUCCCCCCUCCUUACCCAAUUUCAUUCGCACUACCCCUUCCAUCUCUCUGUCUUUCUCUCGAACCUUACCUCUCACCUCUGUCUAUCUGACUUCCAUUUCCUCCACGCCUGCAACCACCUUCUCCCAUUUCCACCGUCACUCGUCGUUCUACUCACCCCCAUCAUUACCCGUCGUUGUACUCACCUCCAAACCUCCAUUAUCGGCAUGGAUCGGAAACCAUCACCCCCCGAAACCCCUAAUCCGUCGGUCGGGCUUCUUAAAUCGACAGAUCCGACUGAUGUUAAACCCUCAGAAUCUAAACCUUCACAUGCAACUGCAAAGGAAGAAGCAGUUCCAUGGAGACCGAUCUUUGUUCGUUCUAAUUACGCAUCCUCAUCUGAAACUGAUCCGAACUGGAGAUUGCGUAAGAAAUACGGAUCUAACUUGGUCUCGGAUACCUACGAAGAUUUGGACGGCCUGGAUUCUGAAGAUGGUGAGGAAGUGAACUCGGGCCCGACAGCGGAUGAAGGAGAAGAGAGCGACGACGGCGGUGGGGAAGACGACUGCAACGAACGGAUUCCUUAAGGGCAGUAGCGUUCUAAACCCUUUAUCGUUCUGUCUUUUAAGUUGUCUUGGCUUUGCAUUUUUUGUGAGUGGCCGGUUUGGAUUGUUGUGUGACCGAUGAUGAUUUUAGGGUUGUGAAUUAUUGAUAUGUGGAUCGCAUGUGUGUUACGAACACUGAUUCACCUAUGAUGAGUGUUUGCCUAUGCUAUGAGUCACCCAUGAUGACUUUUGAUUAUUUUAAGGUGUGGUAGCAUAGAACUUGUAACCUAUGAUCAUGAUUAAUUGUGGUUUGCCUAUGCUAAUAAACCUGUGAUGUAUUUCGUGCAUGUGAACUGUGGUUUGCCUAUGCUAAUAAACCUGUGAUUAACCUAUGAUUAAUUUGAGGUCUAUUAGCCUUGGAUAUGUAAACUGUGUUCAUGAUUAAUAUGUUGGUUUGCCUAUGAUGAGUUACCUGUGAUGAGUGUGAUUACAUCUGAGGUCUGCUAGCCUAGGAUUUGUAACCUGUCUUCAUGAUUAUGAGUGUUUGCCUAUGCUAUAAGUCACCCAUGAUGAGUUUUAAUUAAUUUGAGGUGUGGUAGCAUAGGACUUGUAACCUAUGAUCAUGAUUAAUUGUGGUUUGCCUAUGCUAAUAAACCUGUGAUGUAUUUCAUGCAUGUGAAUUGUGGUUUGCCUAUACUAAUAAACCUGUGAGACUUCUUUGAUGUAUCUAUGAUUAAUGUGAAGUGUAUAUGUAAACAAGUGUACAUCAAAAUAUGCCAUAUGCUUAUAUUGCUUCUGUGUAGCUAAAUUAUUGUACACUAGUAGUGGGGAUACAUCAAAACAUUGUACUCUACUGCCCGUCAUAGUACAUACGAAAACAAUACCCCACCUAGUCAUUACAAACCUGUGUGUACUUACAAAACAUUAUAAAAGUAAACCACAAAGGGUAGUUACUUCAUACUUGAAGAUGUUGUGCAUCUUCAUGUAUGAACUGAGCCCCUUGAGUUGGAUUUGUGGAAUUUGUUGCCAUCUAUCCAUCCAUGAAAGUCUUAGCUGUUUGAUACAACUCAGUGGAUAUCUGGACAUUUCUUGGUAGCAUUCCCUGUCUUUGCAACUUGUCCUUGCCCACAUGUGGUAGCUUGAAAUUAUUCUCUCCUCUGUGAUGUAGUAUUUCUUGCAUGACAUAUUGAUAGCUCAAAAAUACUUUGUUCAGAGUUUGUGGUGUCAGCUCAUCAUAUAAGGCUUGAACUGCAUGUCUUAAAUCCAUUAUGUUCUUUGGGGCUUUUUUAUCCUUUAUAAUAUCAAUAGCCCUAAAGAAACCAAGGUCCAAUACAUAUAAAUCUGGACUGUUGGGAGGUUGAGAUUGUAGUUGGAUGUUCCAUCCAUCCUGUGAUCCUGAUUUCAGAAACUCUGCAUCAUGUAUUUCUAUGUGUGGCUUGGCAUUAUCUUGUUAUAUUAUGACCUUUCUGUUUGAUGAGUGUGGCCACUUGGCUUUGAUUGCUGGUAGUAGGGUGUUUAUGAACAUGUCUCUCAUAACUUGCCUAGUGACACUCAAUGUUGGUUUGGUUUCUAAAGUCCCAGCUGGCCUGUUUUUGCUUGAUCUCUUAGUUGUGUCUUCAUAUGUGAAUGGAAAAAUCCCUAUUUCCCCAUCCCACUCCACCUCCCCACUGUCGGCAAUUCUAGGCCUUCCUACUGCAGUCAGAAACAUUAUUUUGGGCAAAAAAUUUCUUAGAUUGAGUUGUUCUAAAUGGAUCAUUUUCCGUGGGAAGGGUGUAAAAACUUGUUGUCUCUUUUGACAAAUAAAACCACUUUUCAUCUAUGUGAACACAGUCAUAGAAAUCAUGAAAUGUUGGACUUGUGUGUACUGAUUGAGGACUGAUUUGACUCAAACAAAAGUGUAACCUUUUCAAUUUACAUGCUUAUGUUAGAAGAGGCUUGAUUGCGCUUGAAUGUCUCCUUAUCUGCUUUGUCUUAAACCACCUGUGCACUGUUGUUUUUUAGGCUUGCAUAACAAAUGCCAGUGAUAUCUGAUUUUUCCUCUGAUGUAAGGGAAUCUGGACAAUGUUUUGCAUAUCAAAAGAAAUUCUUUUUCUGCCAACAUUUCCCUUCAAUCUGUUAUCCACAUGUAUGGCAUGUGCCGUGGCAAUAUCCUGCUUUGCUUGAGUCCAGAAAUUGUGAAUUGUCCGAGUUGAUACUUUAAAUUGGGUGGUUAAUGUUGUUAUUACACCCCUCUGAAGUUUACCUUCAACUGAACCGGCCAGUAAACUCGCAACCAACUUCGUACGAUUUUCAAAACUCAGCCUAGGACAUUUUUUUACUGCUCCACUGCUUUGUACCACAAACCCCCCAGUGGGGUCCACUGUUAGAUAUAUUAUUGGCUCAACACUAUUUGUGUUCUCUUGUGCAGGUUCACCAUCCGGAUCUUCUUCUUCUUCUUCAAGAAGGUCUGCAGUUAGAUCUAUUAUUGGCUGAACACUGUUUCUUUUUUGUCCAGCAGAAUCUUCUUCUUCAAGGGGGCCACAUUUAGAUCAAAGAGACCAGUUUGUUGGCCAGCAACAUUUAUGGAAGAAAAAAAAGAUAAAGAGGAGAAACGUAUGGAAAAGAAAAAAAAAGAGGAGAAACGUUGUGCUUUCAUACGUUCUCUUUAUACGUUCUCUUCUUUUCCUUAUGUUCUCUUUUUUAAUACUUUUUCUUUUUUAUUCUCCUGUUUUUUUUGUUCUCAUUUCUUUCUUUUUUUGUUUUGUUUUUGUAGACGCCUUCUACUUUAAUGUCAUAUUCAAUUAUUAUAAAAAUGUAUAAUAUAAAAUAUUAUUAAAUGUUUCAGUUUAUUUUUUAGAGUCAUGUAGGAGUUGAUUAUAGAUAUAGGAGCAUAGACCAUGAAACUCAAUUGCAUGUUUUCAAUACUCAAUAAAGGAAGUUUGAUGCUCAAUA